GACGCCGGCAGCCCCAGCGCCAAGCCAGGCUACGGCUAAGGAGUUUGUGGUGAAGUCGAUAAAUGUGUGACGACUACAAGAAAAUGUGAUCGAGGAAAAGAAAAAGGUUCAACCCGGAAACAGAUAUGGUGCAAUUGCCUGUGUGGCAGCAUGCUGCACCCGUUUGGGGUGGUCUUUUUCAAUUCUCGUCGUCGUAGGUGUUGUCACCGAUUCAUUUUGUUUCAUCCAGAAAGUGUAAACUUGUAUCAAAGCGUAUGAACAACAAAUACUAGACGAAGCAGUGGUCUCGAAGUUGUAGAGAGACCACGGCUUGUUUCUUCUGGUCCCAGUGAAAUACCCCAAUAUAUUGCUGUUGACAUUAUUUCUACCUGGUUUCCUCUCCAAAAUCGUGUUUUAUUCAUAGAAUCAGAUAAACACCUCGUCGCUGGUAAGAGGCAGGAGAUAAAGUGCUGAGCUAAACAUAAACUGCCAGGCAAAAUAAGGUUGCAGAGGGCAGUACAACAUCAGCAAGAAGAUAGGAGGUAGAGACCCCUGCGCAGUAGCAGGCAAACACUCCAGCCACAGAAGCUGUCAGACGAGAUCAGCAGCUGAGCCACAUGUAGAAGUGGACCUCGUAUUAAACGGACCUACAGCUAGCGAACUGAUGUGCGAUCAUCUAGACUAGACCAUAGAAUUCUUCGAACUUAAUAUGCAACACCGUCGAAGUUUUUACAACUGAUUUUUUUCCAGAUAAUGACGGAUGCACCUCGGUGCAUCAUUUUCGACUAAGAGAUGACACGCGACGAAUAUGUAGUAUGGGCUAGCAAAUCCCUUGGAAGCAACUGCAUGGUGUUCCGGCUGGACCCUUCCAUGAUGGAAGGGGGCUGGACCGUUCGAAUUUUUUCACAAAAUUCCGUUUUGGCUUUUCCACCGAUGUGGAUUGAGGUGUGCUGGCUGGCACUGGAAAUGAUUCUCUAUCACCGUGCCACGGAUAGUCUUUCCUGUGAGUGUAGCUGAGCCCCUUGGGGGCCUCCGUGGUGGUAUAGCCUUGUUGGGUCUAGCUAUUUCUGCUAGCGGGUUACCAAUUUUUGGACCGGGUUUUGGGGGGCCAGUCGUCUUCUGAAUACCGAUCGGCUUCUGCGGCCUUACAUCUCUUGCUUGGCUCUAGGCAAUGGCGGUUUGAACCCGUUACCCUACGACUAAGGAGGAGCGUUUGGUCCGGUUUGUGUUUUGCCUCUGCUUGCCAGAGUCGGGCUUGUGGAUGUAAGGCCGGCUUACUAGUAUGUAGCCUGGUUUGUAAGUAUUGGCACUACCCAACGGUCCGCAAAUUAUUUCUCUGAUCGGCCGUUCUCCGUUCUGAAAUCUGGAAUUGGGUCCAAGGGUUCCAAAAAUUUUCCUGGUCAGCCUUGCUGUCUUCGACUAGCCCGCACAAAUUCGUGUGUGGGCGCUGUUUUUAUUUUCCAUCUUUCGCAACCUGUUCCUCCCCGUACAGGCUGGCUGUUGAGAGGAGUUGUGCUGAUUUGUGCGAAUUUAGUGUGUCUGAGACGUACCUUUCCUCUACUCGAUCUGGAAGCGCCUCUCCUGGGGCUACUAGUGUGAUUCCCCCUUUCACUUGAAUUUUAGCUCUAGCAUUUUCCAGAAUGCCGGUAUCUUUUCUUGACGGACAUCCAAAUGCUUUGCGAACUCCGGGUGCUAGUGGGGCGGGCCCACAAGCUUCGCAUGUUAGGACGUGGCAGAAGUUUAGGGCGGAGCAAGGCCCGUGGCUCUUUGUGGUCCGUCAGGCACUGUUGCUGUUUCCCCCGUCAGCGGGGCCGUUUUUGGUGAGAUGUUGGUAGGUGUGGAUGCCACUCUACUCGUUGAAGACGUCUCGAUAUUAUGCUAGUGCCACUAAGCUGCUGAUCCACAUGCCGUAGGGGUAGUAGACUCUUUAGCUGCCUUGCCGUUUGCGGUAGACCUAGGCUUUUGCUUCGGGAAGUGUUCGAUUUCUGACCGCGCAAGCAAAUAGAGAUCGAAAUUUGGAAAUCCUCUUACUUCUUGUCGAGGGGGCCGUCGACGAAACAGGUCUUCCGCCGAAGAUGCAACACCGUCGAAAUUUUUACAACUGAUUUUUUUCCAGAUAAUAUCACACAAAAGGUACUAUUAACAGUGAACCCGAAUACAAUAAACAAUUACAACCGUGCGGGUACUUCUAAACCGACGAAAUUCUGGAACAGAAGCUAAUGCUACAACCGAAACUAGGGCGGGACCGCGUUCCACGUCUUGAUGUUUCGCGAUAUGAAAAAAUGCC
This is a messenger RNA of Amoebophrya sp. A120, 2266 nucleotides long. Lineage: Eukaryota; Dinophyceae; Syndiniales; Amoebophryaceae. The record is from the annotation of a GenBank genome assembly.